Molecule: messenger RNA, 3108 nt
Organism: Amoebophrya sp. A120
Lineage: Eukaryota; Dinophyceae; Syndiniales; Amoebophryaceae
Source: the annotation of a GenBank genome assembly
UCGAAUUUAGUACGAGUUCUGCUGCUUCAUCUCUGUGAAGCCAGUCUAAGCAUUUCAACAAAGUUAUCUAUUGCUUACAUUAAGGCAUUCGCAUUUCGCCUUCAAUUACGAAGAGUCCACUGGGUUAGUAACUCGGAAUUCACAACAACAACGACAACGAGUUUGUAUAGUAGUGCCAUCACGACAUAGAAGUAAUACAUAGUUUUAGAAAUCACGCGACACUACAAAUACCACUACGACCACAACAUAAAACAGACGCUGACCUAGUCCUUCAAAAACAAAGUUUCGCUCUGUUCUUUUGCCAAGUUUGUGUAGCAAAGCGGCUUUUUUUUGGUUUGGAAAUUGAACAAGGAUCAGCAUCUUUUGAUCUCACGGUUUUUUUUUGAUCAUCAUAAGUAAACGUGAACGACAGUAUACAAGAAUACUUGGCACAGUAUUAGGUUCAUAUUCAUAGCACAUUUUCCAUUUUCGCAUACGUACAUCAUCAGCCACAUAUUACUCUGUCUCCGGUUGUGAAGAUUCUUCUUCACCACGCCUCAAGCACUCGUGUGUGUACACGACCCGUCUUGCAGCUGCCUCCCCGAAGGUCCAAUCACCCGGUAUAGCCUACCAUGGCGUCACUGACGUUGCGGUCCCAGCAGGGGAGGGGGAGCGGCCGGGGCUCGAAUAAAUCAUCCGGAUCAACAUCAAAAAAAUACCAGCCCGCGGACACAACGGCGACCUACGCAUUUCAAUCCACGCAAUCGAAUUUGUCAUCAAAGUCCGGAACAGGAGUAGCACCGUCAUACGCCGGGAACUUCUCCACCAUCGUGAACAUCGUCAAGAAUGUCGUGGGGGCAGGGUAAAAAGUGAUUUGCUAUAUGUACAUUGAUUGAGUUUGGUGUGGUCUGUGCCGGGUUUGUUCUACAUGGUCUACGAAGUCAAUGGGUCGUGCCGCUUGUCAUUCAUUUUUCGAACAAGAGGGUUUUUGUAGUUUCCUGAAGUCGUAUCAAAGACCGCGCUCGAAAAUAAUUGUCGCGCACAUCAUGUAAGUAACCUAAACAAUUUAAAUCUCGCAUCGCAAAAUGUGAAGAUUUCCAUACAUCACAACAGGUUGGUCUCUAUGCCACUCACCCUCUACGACGGGACGCCAGCGGUCGCCUACACCUGGCUGCUGAUUAUCGGCGUGUUGAACUGCUUCGCGUUUUGGGUGGUUGCCGUGAUCUCCGAGGGCGCGUGCAACACGUACGGGCAGCUGUGGGAGCGGACCAUUGGGAAGAAGACCCGGCUGCUGAUGGACAUUUUUCUGCUGGUGAACGGGAUCAUCACGUGCAUGCAGUAUCUGAUUGUGAUCUCCGACUUCGUGCCGAAGGCGAUCCCGCAGGUGUUCGGGGAUGGCGGGUGCCUGGGCGCGGUCCACGCGGAGAAGGGCAGUUUGGCGGGCGGCGCCACGGAGCGGCUGUACACGGUGCUGUUCGCCGGGUACGGGAUCAUUCUGCCGAUCGCGCUGUUUUCCAAACUUGACUUCCUCAAGUGGCCGUCCUUCAUCGGCGUGGCGUUCACCAUGUUCGCCGUCAUGUACGUCGUGUACGACUACGCCACGCGCGGGUACUAUUCCGCCCAAGUGCCGCGGAAGGACCCGGCCACCGGUGCGUUCGAUGUGUACAACGACGGGGCCUGGACGGACCAGAAGAACGACGGGCGGGGGAACUUCGACUUCUUGAUGAUGAUGAGCAUCAUGAGCAUCUACUCCUCCACCUACGCCUGCCACUACAACGCGCCGCGGUUCUACCGGGAGCUGGGCCCUAGUCGGAGUCCGGGCCGGUUCGCCAUGAUCACCAUCACGUCCUUUGUGCUCAUUCUCGGCAUCUUCGUCAUGUUCGUCAUUUGCGGCUACGGCCGGUUCGGCGGGAGCAUCCAGGGGAACGUGUUCCUGGGCUACCAAAACGUGCCGGCCUCGGAGAAGGACGAAGUCGCGAUCAAGAUCGCCUGGAUGGGCAUGGCGCUUUCCGUGAUGACCAGUUACCCCUUGCUCAGCAACAGCGCGCGGGCGGCCCUAUACGAAAUCUUCUUUCCCUACACCGCGGAUAAAAGUCCCACCUGGAUCUACGUCCUGGUCACGGUGCUCUUCGUCACGCUAUCCGUUGUCAUGGGCUGGCUCGGACCGGACGUGGCGCUGCUGGGGCAGAUCAAAGGUAUAAUUAUUACCAAGUACGUACUUGUUUGAAAUUGGCCGCUGCAGUGACAGUGCCUGUGACGCUGACAAUUCUUGAAAGAAGCCACGCGUUAUUUCUGCAGCUCCGUUGUUUCUGUAUUGAGUUUUAGUUUCGCCGUCACUAGCACUAGCUGCUCCAAGAAGUACAGGGGUUGUCAUCUUGUUGCUCACGCACAUCUUUUGCAGCGAGGACGAAAUGAUAUUCGCGUCUUUUGUACUUAAAAAAAUCUCGCAAAGUACUAAACUACGAUCUUCACGAAAAAUCUCUAACAGGCGCCACCACCACCGUCUCCUUGUGCUCUAUCUUUCCGGGACUGAUGCUUCUGUUCAAGGUAUUUCAGGACGAGAAGGCCGUCGAGGAUGGCCCAGCUGCUGCGGAUGGGGACAACGAGCCGCUUUUGCAAGACGAGGUUUUGCUCACGCAAGGUUCUCAAUUUGCCAGCGACUAUUUGGACACUGACCUCCCCCAGGAGGACCCCUCAGAGAAACUGAAGAGCUCGAGCGAAGAUGAGGCGAACCUGACCCGCGUGAACAUGGUUAAGGGUAAGGGAGCCACUUUCAAAACGCUCGCUUGGGUGCUGAUCAUCAUCUCGUCGCUCAUGGCCGUCGUCGGAAUCACCACCGUGUUCCUGAAGCAAGCGGACGUGAUCGGAAGGGCGAAGCCCCUGGAGGCGACCCUGCCAAACAAGUGGAAGAACGUCGAUUACGACCUGAGCGCCGACGAUCCGGACGGAAAGGCGUUUCUCACCAAGCUGUUGGAAGACGGCUAUAGCUCCACCUCAAGUUACUGGAGAAACGCCUGCGCGUGGAAGACCGCCCCGGCGGGGAGCGGGCAGGAGAAGAGCUACCAGCUUCUCAUCAAUUACAACCCGGCAUCGCCCAUCGCGAUCCGCUAUGACGAACUCUGCCAAUAG